Molecule: messenger RNA, 684 nt
Organism: Acanthosepion pharaonis
Lineage: Eukaryota; Metazoa; Mollusca; Cephalopoda; Sepiida; Sepiidae
Source: the annotation of a GenBank genome assembly
AUGGCUGAAAAAUUUAGGCUGCAGCCGGAUUUGACAACACAUACAAAAUGGCGGGUCGACUAUCAAUGCCUGAGUGGUCAUUAUCUAUCUAUCUAUCUAUCUAUCUAUCUAUCUAUCUCUUUUCGUUAUCUAUCUAUCUAUCUAUCUAUCUAUCUAUCUAUCUAUCUAUCUAUCUAUGUACUUACCUAUCUCAGUAUGUUCACUUCUCUCUAUCUAUGUUAUGGGGCUUCCGCUUCUAUUUCAUUAAAACUUUCUCAUUUUACUUCCUUUGUUAAACUCUUUCUUUCAACCAUUUUUUUUCUAUUUAUCUAUCUAUCUAUCUAUCUAUCUAUCUAUCUAUUUCAGUCUUUUCAUGAUCUAUCUAUCUAUCUAUCUAUCUAUUAUUUCAGUCUUUUCAUAAUCUAUCUAUCCAUCUAUCUAUUUCAUUUUUCAUUAUCUAUCUAUCUAUCUAUCUAUUAUUUCAGUCUUUUCAUGAUCUAUCUAUCUAUCUAUCUAUUAUUUCAUCUUUUCAUGAUCUAUCUAUCUAUCUAUCUAUUAUUUCAGUCUUUUCAUGAUCUAUCUAUCUAUCUAUCUAUCUAUCUAUCUAUUAUUUUAUUUUUCAUUAUCUAUCUAUCUAUCUAUCUAUCUAUCUAUCUAUCUAUCUAUCUAUCUAUCUUAGUCUUUUCAUUAUCUAUCUAUGCGUGA